UAUUCCAAUUUGCAAGUCAACUUGCACAAAGCCUUCGUCAACAAUUCUUUAUUCAUAACAACCAUCUCCAUGUGGAGCAACUCAUCACACACAGAUCAAGCUUCCAAAGUCCAACAAGCAAGAAACUGAGAAGCAAGCAGGGAAGAACUGAGACUCAUGGCUGCAGGUGAGGGCAUAGAAAUGAAAGCAGAUCAGAUUGAGAAGGCAUUUUCUACUGCCUGGAAGGCUCACAAGUCACCAGAAAAGCAUUACCUUGUUGAAAAGAACACCAGAGUCAACCCUUCAGAAGUCAUCAUCAGCUUUCCAGCAUCAGGUUCUGUCAAGGAUUGGUAUUCUGGAACAACCUUUGGGGAAACCAAAAUAGAUCUUAAACUAUUUCCCUCACUUAAAAGCAUUGGAAACAAUGAAGCUGCUAAAGUCAAUGAAGCCUUUCUGAAAAGAUUCCAAGACAUUCUGGACAAAUCCGCAUUUAAAGAUGAGGUAGACAAAGCAAUGAGCAAACAAAAGAAAAUAGUGUUUACAGGACACUCCUCUGGUGCUCCAAUGGCCAUUCUUGCAUCCCUCUGGACCUUGGAGAAGUACCUAACACCAAAAUCUCAUAGAGAGAUCCCUCUCCUCUGUGUAACUUCCGGUUCUCCCUUAGUUGGCAAUCACAUAUUUUCUCACGCCACUGCGCGAGAAAACUGGUCUCGCUAUUUCUUUCAUUUUGUCAUGAAGCAUGACAUAGUGCCAAGAAUUCUCCUUGCUCCUCUCUCUUCCUUGGACCAAAGCCUUGAACCAGUUUCACAGUUCUUCAACCCCAAAUCCAAAUCUUUCAUGAACGAGUCCAUUGGAAGAGUUACAGAAGCUUCAGAUUUCUACUUUGCCGUGAUGUCAAGUGCUGCAUCUGUCACGAGCCAUGCUGCGUGCAAGCUAAUGGGCACGACGGAUGCAGCACUUGAAACACUGGCAAAUUUUUUUCCAAUGAGCCCUUACAGGCCCUUUGGAACUUACAUUUUCUGCAUUGCAAAUGGAAAGGAAGCAAAGCAAAUUGUCGUAAGAAACCCAGAUGCGGUUCUGCAGCUCUUGUUUUUCUCUGCUCAGAUAAACACUGAAACUGAAGCUGAUCAAGUUCCCUAUAGAAGCCUGCGAGAACAUGUCAUCAAUGAUACUGAACUGCAACAAACGUUAAGAAUGCAGAAUGUUGUGUACUUGGAUCAACUGGGGAAGCUUCCUUUGCCUGAGGAUAGUUCAAGUGGUGACACUGCAGAGAUUAACAUGGCCUUAAAUGACCUUGGCCUGAGCACAAGAGCAAGACUGUGCCUUCGAGCAGCAGGGGAGUCAGAGGCAAGGAAACGGGACAACGAGGAAGUAAUAAAAAAGAAGAAAGCCUUUGUUGAGGAAAGAAUGAAGAAACUGGAUGAGUACAGAGAAACAAAGUCACUCCAGAAAGUAGGGUACUACGACAGCUUCAAGAUCCAAGAUGACAUAGAGGACUUCUCAGCAAACGUGACGAGGCUAGAGCUUGCAGGGGUGUGGGAUGAGAUAAUUGAAAAGCUAAGAAGUUACGAACUCCCAGACGAGUUCGAAGGCAACAAAUAUUGGAUAGAGCAAGGAACAAGGUUUCGCCGACUCGUGGAGCCGCUGGACAUAGCUAACUACUACCGCCACCCGAGGGAAGGGGCUUACAUGGAUAAGGGAAGGCCAAGACGUUACAGGUACGCGCAGAGGUGGUUGGAGCAUUCGCAGGGGAGAACGGAGGAAGCUAUCUCGGAGUCUUGCUUCUGGGCUGAGGUGGAGGAUCUUUGGAACAUGGCAACAAGUGACAAGAAAUGUUCUUUUGAGAAUGUAAAGGAAAGGGUUGUGAGAGUAGAGGAGCAGAUAAGAGUAUGGAUUGGGAAGGGUGAAUUAGGUAACGAUGUGUUCUUGGAGGGUUCUACCUUGGUGAAGUGGUGGAAGUUUCUGCCUUGGCAGCACAAGCAAUAUUCAUGCAUUAGAAGUCUUGUUGAACCAUGAAUAGAGACAAGCAUGUGCUAGUGCAUUGAGGGUGUGAGCUAAUUUUUAUUAUUAUCUUUGUUCAGUUUUGUAAUGGAAAAUGGUUGGUAUGAUGUAGACCAAUAAUGACAUAUACACACCUCAUUUUUAAACACUUUAUUUCCGCCUCUUUUUAUUUA
Messenger RNA from Lotus japonicus, 2153 nucleotides. RefSeq names its product protein EDS1L-like. Gene Ontology annotation, biological process: lipid metabolic process; defense response. The record is from RefSeq and is a predicted model, not a curated record. NCBI's taxonomy places the organism in Eukaryota, Viridiplantae, Streptophyta, Magnoliopsida, Fabales, Fabaceae. The transcript is spliced from 4 exons. The coding region runs from base 157 to 1995 and encodes 612 amino acids.